AUGGUCGAAUUUUUACUGAUCUUCGAAUUCCUUACCGUUAUAAGAUGUAUCAAAUCGGAAUUUCAAAGUGCGAACGAACUUCUUGGCGAUGUCAGUGUGCUACCUAUUUCUUCUAUUGCUUCUGAAUUAAUUCAACAUAAAGAAAAUGAUGGUUCUUUUUCUUUAGAACGAACUCUUCCUGUAAAUUCGAGAAAAUUAUUUAUCCUUGCACCGUCAUUAAGACAAACGCAGUCACAAUUGCAAAUUGCAAGUCAAAAAAUAAAUAGAAGUAAAACGUUGUUACGAACUAUCAGACAGAUUCAUCUGGAAUUAUACAAAGUAUCCAAAAAUCUGAGUAAUAUGUACGGUAUACAGAUAUCCCUAGAAAUUGGGAUAUGUGUUUUUCUAAGUACGUACAUGUUAUACUACUUUUAUGUGGAAUCCAAGAAAGAAACGUAUAAUAUUCACAAAGUAACUUUCCAAUUUAUGAUAAUGGUUUGGUGUUGUUUACAAUAUGGGAUGAAGAUCUUUAUCGUCAAUUACAUAUGUGACAAAACAACGAAAGAGGCUGAACACACUAGCGAAAUUAUUCACACAUUUUAUAGUAAUAGUACGGACAUCGAGAUACAAAAGGAGGUAGAAAUAUUUUCUUUGCAAAUGAUGCAAUGUCGUAAUGUAUAUUCCGCAUUUGGUUUAUAUAAUCUUAAUUGCAAACUCAUUUGUUCGUGUAUCGGAAUUAUAACGACAUACUUGGUUAUAAUGAUACAAGUAACCGAUGAAAUAAAAGAAGGAUCAUAA
This is a messenger RNA of Vespa crabro (European hornet), 777 nucleotides long. RefSeq names its product putative gustatory receptor 28b. Lineage: Eukaryota; Metazoa; Arthropoda; Insecta; Hymenoptera; Vespidae. The record is from RefSeq and is a predicted model, not a curated record. Gene Ontology annotation, biological process: sensory perception of taste. The transcript is spliced from 6 exons. Gene Ontology annotation, cellular component: neuronal cell body; membrane; dendrite. Bases 1 to 777 code for a protein of 258 amino acids.